Molecule: messenger RNA, 261 nt
Organism: Adineta steineri
Lineage: Eukaryota; Metazoa; Rotifera; Eurotatoria; Adinetida; Adinetidae
Source: the annotation of a GenBank genome assembly
AUGGGUCAAGAAUAUUCACAUAACAACCAUCAUCAUCAUCAUCGCCCUCAUCAUCACCAUCAGCCUCAUUAUCCAUCGAAUCCUGGUUAUUGUCCACCACCACCAGUUCCUGGCUAUUGUCCACCACCAGUGCCUGGCUAUUGUCCUCCACCACCAAUACCUAGCUACUGUCCUCCUCCACCUCAAAGUGGUUUUUGUCCACCACCUCCACCACAUUUUCAUGGACAUCACGGCCAUCAUGGCCAUCAUUAUCAUCAUUAA